GUUUUAAGUAAGCAAAUUACGAUGCUGUUUAAUUAAAGUAAACGUCUGAGCCCACAGUUUAAUACAAUUUAAAUUAGUUGUAAAAUUUCCUUCGACGGAGUGAUUUUACAACAGGCAAUUUCAGGGGCAGCCUGAUGGAGAGAAAAGGUCCUUAAGCAGCCCGGAAGUCUAGCACUCACGUGUGUUUUGUUGACUACAUUCACCGAGUGUCGGCAAGUGAUUUCCACACUGAAGUUUAUUAUUUUUUAUGUUACUUGACGUCCCUGGAAAAUAAGAAGAUGAAAGUUGUCGCGUUGAUAAGUGGGGGCAAAGACAGCUGCUACAACAUGAUGCAGUGUGUUGCUGCUGGCCACCGGAUCGUAGCUCUGGCCAACCUGCGUCCUGCGCUCACCGAUGAGUUGGACAGUUACAUGUACCAGACUGUGGGCCACCAGGCCAUAGACCUGUAUGCAGAAGCCAUGGACCUGCCUUUAUACCGACGCACCAUCCAAGGCACCAGCCUUGAGACAGGCAGGAACUACAGUGAGACAAAAGGGGACGAGGUUGAAGACUUGUACGAGCUGCUGCGCCAAGUCAAAGAGAAGGAGGCUGUGGAGGGGGUGUCAGUGGGGGCCAUUCUGUCUGAUUACCAGAGGGUCCGUGUGGAGAAUGUAUGUUCGCGGCUAAGUUUGCAGCCUCUGGCCUAUCUAUGGCGUCGGGACCAAGAGUCCCUGCUCUCUGAAAUGAUAUCAUCUGACCUCCACGCUAUCCUCAUCAAAGUGGCCGCCUUUGGCCUGGAUCCAGAGAAGCACUUAGGAAAACCUCUGUCGGACAUGGAGCCCCUUCUGAAACAGCUCUCCCAGAAGUAUGGAGUCCAUGUUUGUGGUGAAGGAGGAGAAUAUGAAACCUUCACCCUUGACUGUCCUCUCUUCAAGAAAAAGAUCGUGAUUGAUGCAGCAGAGACAGUGAUCCACUCAGCAGAUGCCUUCGCUCCAGUUGGCUACUUGCGCUUCACAAAGAUGCACGUGGAGAACAAAGACAGCGAUGCGGUGGCGAGAGCUUUGCCUGGCGGUGGCUGUCCUUGCCAGAACGCCAUUGACAAGAUGACUGAAGAGGUGGAAUAUGCUGAUCAAGCCCAAGACAAGCAGCAAGAAUUUACAUCAAGACGUGACCUCAGUUGUCAGCCGGGCCACGACCUUCUUCCAUCUUCCUCACCGAGAAGCUCCAGGGGCUACCAGUGGAUCAGUGGCAUCAAUGGCCUCCAGAGCCCAGUUCCAGGUGUUCAAGGCCAGAUGUCAGCGGCUAUAAUACAGCUGCAAAACCACUUGGACAUAAACAGCUGGACGAUGAAGGACAUUGUCCUGGUCCACCUCUAUGUGAGCAGCAUGGAGGACUUUGGUGAAGCCAACGCAGUUUACAAAAAACACUUCAGCUUCAAUCCCCCCGCAAGAGUGUGUGUACAAGUCCCACUGCCUGCUGGUCAGCUGCUACAGAUGGACUGUCUACUCCAUGACUGGACGGAGCCCCCUCAGGAAUGCUGCUUCCACCAGAGACAGGCCAUGCAUGUCCAAAGCCUGUCCCACUGGGCCCCGGCCAACAUCGGGCCAUACAGCCAAACAGUCAGGGUGGAUGACUCAGUUUUCUGUGCUGGCCAAAUUGCUUUGGUCCCAUGUACCAUGCAGCUGAUCCAGUCCAGUACCAGGGUGCAGGCCCUGCUCUCCUUCAACCAUGUGAAGAAAGUCCUGGAGGCUGCAGUCAGUGGAUUGACUCUGGGUCACGUUAUUCAGGCUCAGUGCUACGCCACCAAGCGCCAGGACAUUCCCAUCAUCAGAGCUGUCUGGCAGAGCAUGAUGAGGAGUAAAGAUGAAGAUCAGGACUUGGUGUGGGAGCCUGAGCUCAGACCUCCUGCGUUACUGGUCGUCGUGGUUCCGGCCUUACCUAAAGGUGCAGCUGUGGAACUUCAUGUAACUGCAAUCCAGGAUGAUUACACUGAAAGAACUUCCUGUCACGUGACUGCAGCGUCAGCAUGUGGACCCGUAGACUGCUACACUGUGAUGUCUGCAGACAAGUGCAGUGCUUCCCUGUCCCUCUCCCUGAUUGGACCUGGAGACGACCAGGAGGUCAAGGACGUGGAAGACAUUAAAGAAGUGGUCGCUGCUACCUUCAAAGAAGCCAUGAAGAAGAUGGACGCCCGGCUGGUGCCACUGUGCGCGCGGGUGUUUUAUAAGUGUGGCCAUUCACUCGCGCAGCAGAUUUCCAAAGGACUUCAAGAAAGUUUUCGAAGUGCUCUACUAGACUGCACUCCAUCCAUGUCACUGGUUCCAGUCCUGGACUUGCCUGACUCCCAGAUCCUCCACCUGUCCUGUUGGCUGAGUUCAUAGAAACACAGUCAAAGCAUGUUUACAACCAAACUUCAGUCAUGAACAGGAAUGGAAUGCAGAGAACACUGCGGUCCGUCACCUGCUGACACACAACAGAACUGCAUAAACGCUCGUUAAUACUGAAUGUUUGUCAUUGCUCUUUGUUGAAAUGCAAACGCUUUGUCUGUCUUCAAGUCCCCUGUGGGAGUGGAGGAUGUGUUUAUUCCACUCUACACCCUGGAACGUUGACCAGUAAUCCACUCUGACCCGCUGCAGCUGUUAUUCAGCCUUGGAGAGGAGUUCGGUGGAACUGCUAUAACCUAAGCCUGCAUACCAGAACACAAGAGGCCAUAGUCCACAAAGAGGAGACAGUAGCAGUGUCUCAUUCCACGAGGUGAUAAAGUAUAUCCCCUGGAAUCCUCCUGUUUCAGGUGGAAUUGCUCUUAGCACGCUAACUAACGCCCAUCAUAAAGGCCCAGCGCCAACACCGAGACCAUCUGUUCGGUUGUAAACCUAUAGAUUUACUGUGUGACUGUGUUACUUAGCUGUGUCUGUGUUUGUGUGUGUGUGUAAGAGAGAGAGAGAGCGUGAAAGAAAGUGUGCGUGUGUGUGUCUGGCUCGCAUGGUCCAAGGGAUUCAAGGUGUGUUAUUAUUGUGUAAUAGGCAAUCAGCACCGAGCACCUGAAAAGAUUAAGCCUCUUUAUGUUUUGUAUUGAUUCUGAGGCAGCCUGGUUAAUAGGAGAGAGACGCAGCAGCACGCAGCUGCAGGGCAACUCUGUGUGUGUGUGUGUGAGAGAGACAACGUGGAGAGAAAAUAACACCAUCAACCACUGCUCCUGGAACAUUUCUUUUCUCAAAGAUCAUGAACUAUAUUGAUGACUGCGUUGGAAAUGCAUCUUCAUUCUGGCCAUUCUCCUAAUAGCGCUCAGGAUGGUGCAGGGGCCGGUGUUUUGGACUAUUGAUCCUCAGCCGCCACAAUAUUGUUUUGAUUGUUGUCAUCAAAAGUUGAACAUCAGAGGCAGCCAAUAGAGCCAUAAGAUUAUUUUAUUGAAGGGUUAAAAACACAAACAGGCAAAUAUUUAUGGGAGCAAACAAUCUUAAACAUGUGGUUUCAAAACGCUCCACCAGGGGGAGUUGCGAGAUGAUUGAAUCAUACAGUUGUUAAAAGCAACGGAGUAAAACUAGUGAGUAUUUUGUGCAAGUACAGGUUUACUUACAGGUUUAUUUCUAAACAUCAUUAAGUACUUACAUAACAAAAUAACAUUAAAAAAAUGUAUCUUGUCAUGUUGCCAUGUUUUGUUGUAUUAAACAUAAUAAAUCCAGUAGGCAUGACAGUUUUAUUUACCAUUUUGUUUAUUUUACGUUUACCUUUAAUUUUUAAUUUUUUUUAAAAAAAUUCCACCGUUACUUAAACAUCAAAAACAUGUAUAUAUCAAAUAUAUCAUAAUAUAUAAUCGUUGGCCACAGGAAGGCACUGUGUACACUUAUGACAGCUGAAUGCUGCUGCAGAAACGACAGGACUAAACUACUAAGACCAAAAAGAAACAAUGUACAUCCCUCAGCACAUAAAAUCCAUCAAAAUUAAUUAAUGGAUGUAUAAAUUAAUAUAUCAACAUUAAAGGUCAUGGUAUCAGCUGUGACCUGAUUCUACCCCCUCUCCCUACCUCGAGCUUCUUCUUCUUUGGUAUUUAACAGCAGCUGGCAUGCUUUAACCUGCACUACUAUUACCUUUCCUGAUGUCUAGUGAAAGAGAGGGACAACUGUCCUGCAGACAAGACACCCCUAGGCUCAUAUAUAUUUCAUGUAAAUUCCUGAAAUUAAAAAUGUCCAAGGAAAUGUAAUAUUUCUGUAUAAUGCAGGACAUUUUUUCAGGAACAUUUUCCAGAAAAGAAGCCCUCUGAUCACCAUUCAGAACCUGUCAACACUUUUAUAUCAUAUUGUCAACAUGACCUACUAUUUUCCUGUGAUCGUGUUUCCACAAACUCUGUGUAUAUGUAAUAGAGUCUCAUCAUGCCUAUAUCGUGGCCUGUGGCAGACACAUUUGUUUGUCUUUACAACAGUGUUCACUUACAAAAUGAGAAAAGACAGGAUGACAUUUACUUUUCUCAUGUGUUUUGUCAAACACGUGACGUUUCCAACCUUGCUGACCUGCAACCACACUGCAAACAAACUAGCUGCUGUGGCUAACGCUGUCCUUUGUGUGCAGCAAACAAGCCUGCGGCUGUUGUCAUUGUGGCCUUGUACGUGGACUUCAACUCUAUGUUUCUUCCUCCAGGCUAACCAUGCUGAUGUGUGCGCCUUUGUUACAAAACAGCAGUGGUUCUACUUUAGGGAGUCUUGGUCAGAAGCACCCUUGCCACAUAAAACACCUCACAUAAACUGUGGUUUUGUUUGUUUGUGUAUACAAAUCAUUUGCAUUGUUUUGUAUGGUAAUAUUGUAAUGAUAUGUUUUAAAGUCCUGUUGCAGAGGCACAAUGAAAUUUGUUUUAGCUGUUGAACUAGUGCGUCUUAUUCAGUGGUGUCUGCUGCCAUCUUUUGGUCAACCUACGGAGCGCAUUAAGAUGACCAAAAUAUGUGUAUAUCUA
Molecule: messenger RNA, 4924 nt
Organism: Cynoglossus semilaevis (tongue sole)
Lineage: Eukaryota; Metazoa; Chordata; Actinopteri; Pleuronectiformes; Cynoglossidae
Gene: dph6
Product: diphthamine biosynthesis 6
Exons: 15
Coding region: 279-2360 (693 amino acids)
Biological process (GO): protein histidyl modification to diphthamide
Molecular function (GO): diphthine-ammonia ligase activity
Source: RefSeq, a predicted model, not a curated record